Messenger RNA from Ictalurus punctatus (channel catfish), 1897 nucleotides. RefSeq names its product ras-related protein Rab-15. Lineage: Eukaryota; Metazoa; Chordata; Actinopteri; Siluriformes; Ictaluridae. The transcript has 7 exons. Bases 638 to 1252 code for a protein of 204 amino acids. The record is from RefSeq and is a predicted model, not a curated record. Gene Ontology annotation, molecular function: GTPase activity; GTP binding.
AUUACAGUUAUUGGUCCUUAGUGGGAUCCACUAGACAUAACAUGCUUCCAACAGAAUUCAACAAAUUCAGUAGAGACCCACUAGGGACCAUUAGACUUUCCAUUAAAACCAAUACUAGUCCCAUUAUAACCAUUACAAAUUCUAUUAGGCUUUUUAUUAUUGUUGUUGUUUUUCAGCAAAAAAAUUACCAGGAAAAAAGGAGAACUAACCAUGUCCUUAUCUACAUAUCAGUAAUGCCUAUUGAAGACUAUACUUCAAAUGUUUACAUAAUUUAGCAUAGCUUAUCUUUUCCAACGCAGCUAUUCGUUUUAAACUGAAGGCUGUUUGACCAGAUUCACAGCUUUAUCUGGAUGUAGCAAGAUUAUGACAUGGGUUUGGCCGUGAAAAAGGAAUGAUAAAAGGUGAUGAUAUGAAUAAAAGUAUGAAAGUAUUGAGGACACUAGGGCAGACGGCUCAUGGCUGCUCUGAGGCUGAGGAGAGAAAACUAGUGAAAAGAGGAGAGGCGCUUUUCCUUCCUCUCGGAUAUUUGUAGGAGUGAGGCUUCGCUUAAUUACAGGAAAUAUGUCAGAAUACGACACUUGAGACUUUUUUUUUUUUUUUAAUCGACAAGCACUUUGUUAGGAACUUGCUCCACGCCAUGGCGAAGCAAUACGACGUCCUUUUCAGGCUUCUUCUUUUAGGAGACUCCGGUGUGGGGAAAACAUGUUUGUUGUGCCGGCUCACGGAUAACGAGUUUCUUUCGCCACACAUUUCCACUAUUGGGGUGGAUUUCAAAAUGAAGACAAUUGACGUCAAUGGAAUCAAAGCGAGAAUGCAGAUAUGGGACACAGCUGGACAGGAGAGGUACCAAACUAUUACAAAGCAAUAUUACAGACGAGCACAGGGAAUUUUCCUUGUAUACGACAUUACCAGCUCCCCCUCCUUCCAACACAUAAUGAAGUGGAUUAGUGACGUUGAUGAGUACGCACCAUGCAUAGUGCAGAAGAUUCUUGUUGGGAACAAACAUGAUGAGGAGCAUCGAAGACAAGUGACCAUGGAGCAGGGGAAAAAGCUUGCUAAGUCUUAUGGUAUGGAUUUCUUGGAGACAAGCGCCUUUACUAACUACAACAUCACUGAGGCAUUCACCCGGAUGACUGAGCUGGUGCUGGAAGCAAGCAGGAUGGAGUUGGAUAGUGUGCUGUUAUCCAACAAGGAUGAUCUCAGCACUACUGAAACAGAGCAGGAGCAUGAGUAUUCCACCUGCUCAUGUUAGCGAAGUGUUAAAGCAUAUUUAUCAGCUGCUACCGAUGUCAGUAAGCCAGUUAUGAAUACCACUUCAACAAUGUCCUUUAUAAAAUAUUUUUGAAACAUUUCCUCAUUACUACACAUGUAUUAAUAGAUGCUUUGUCUCAUUGCUUGAUCCUAGAUGUAAGAAUGAACAGUAAACAUUUGGAGAAUGCACCAUUGGUUGUCUCACUAGGGGGUGUUGUCUAUGAAUCAUUUAUUUGUUCAUCACGGCAAACAAUUGUUCAUCAAAAAUGCAUCAAAUUGCUGCUCUGACCUUAUUUUGCCAUUUAGCUUGUGACAUAAUCAUGGGCAGAGCUGUGAGGUACAUCAAGGACUUGUGAUGCAUUUGACCACUAUUCCAUUGAAUUGACCGUAAUCCGGGCAGGAGAAAGGGCUCCACUUCUUCACUGCUUACUUCUGAAACAAAGAGGGAGAGAUUUGGUUUUGGUAUUAAAAUAAUUAAAACAUACAUUUAGAAUUUGAUACCAUUAUUAUUGUUAAAAUAUAUAUAUAUAUAUAUAUAUACUUGCUGUCAAAUCUGUAUGACUACUGUAGAACUGUUUAUUGUAGAAAUAAGUUGUAAAGAUUUGUAUAUGAUCUAGAUCCAUAUAUGAAAUACUAGUUCUCCCUA